This is a messenger RNA of Rhinolophus ferrumequinum (greater horseshoe bat), 1118 nucleotides long. Its product is annotated as gamma-crystallin B. Gene Ontology annotation, biological process: lens development in camera-type eye; visual perception. The record is from RefSeq and is a predicted model, not a curated record. Gene Ontology annotation, molecular function: structural constituent of eye lens. The transcript has 7 exons. The coding region runs from base 147 to 1052 and encodes 301 amino acids. Lineage: Eukaryota; Metazoa; Chordata; Mammalia; Chiroptera; Rhinolophidae.
CCAUGACUGGUAUUUGGAGUGAUAGCAUCCUUUAUUCAAAUUCUCUCUGAUUUGCUGCUGUAGGCUUAGAGAGGCUGGUUCUUCCCGAAGGAUAUUAGGUGCAGUGUAAGCUGCAGAUACCUGCUCAGCUGGCUAAGUCUUUAAUCAUGGAAAGAAGGCUCCUAAAGAAGGAAAUGAAAAAGCUCCUGAAAAGGCCAUUCCGUGCCAGACCCAUAUAUCCAAACCAUAGAGAAAGAGAAGCAAUGAUUUUAUCAUCUUAUGCUGGAAUCUUAAUGAACAGCAUCCCAAUUGAGGAAGUCUUUAAAAUUUAUGGGGCUGAUUCUUCUGCCAAUUCUUGUGCUACCAAGGUUCCCCAAGCUACACCUUUCCACCUCUCCUUGCAUCCUUUUGCCAUGUUAACAGCACCCAAGGCAGCAGAAUAUGCCCGCAAACAGAAGGCAGCAGUCAGGGCAGCUAUAUACACAGCGGCCGUCGCCCUAGUCCCACAAAGCACCGAGCGAAACCUCCUGCUCACCCUAUCCAAAAUGGGAAAGAUCACCUUCUACGAGGACCGUGGCUUCCAGGGCCGCUGCUACGAGUGCAGCAGCGACCACUCCAACCUGCAGCCCUACUUCAGCCGCUGCAACUCCAUCCGGGUGGACAGCGGCUGCUGGAUGCUGUAUGAGCGCCCCAACUACCAGGGCCACCAGUACUUCCUGCGGCGCGGCGACUACCCCGACUACCAGCAGUGGAUGGGCUUCAGUGACUCCAUCCGUUCCUGCCGCCUUAUUCCUCAACACUCUGGCACCUACAGAAUGAGGAUCUAUGAAAGAGAUGACUUCAGAGGACAAAUGUCAGAGAUCACAGAUGAUUGUCUCUCUCUUCAGGAUCGCUUCCACCUCAAUGAAAUCCACUCCCUCAAUGUGCUGGAGGGCUGUUGGGUUCUUUAUGAGAUGCCCAGCUAUAAGGGAAGGCAGUACCUUCUGAGGCCAGGGGAGUACAGACGAUAUCUUGACUGGGGUGCUAUGAAUGCCAAAGUUGGUUCUCUUAGACGUGUCAUGGAUUUUUACUGAAGUAUUCACAUUCUCUAUGUGUCUCCUUUAGAACCUAAUAAAAUUUUGUAGCUUCUGUCUCUGGCA